AUGUCAUCAAACAAGAUCAAAAGGCCUUCGCCCAAAAUCGUAACCGCUCUUCUGCAGUGUUCCUGUCACCUUGGCGGCAUACAGGCCAAUAUCCAGAUGAAGGACUACAUAUUCGGUUGCAGGCCGGAAGACAGAAUUAAUGUGAUCGAUGUGCAGAAGAUGUGGGACAAAAUGGUACUUGCGGCCAGGCUGUUCCUGAGUAUCAAAGACACGAAAAGCAUUGUGGUGGUGUCCAACAAGGAUUUUGGCAGGAAGGCGGUUCUGAAGUUCUGUGAGGCAACGGGUGCUACUCCUGUAACUGGACGGUUCAUACCUGGCGGAUUUUCAAAUUUUGAGAUCAAGAAUGUUUGUGAGCCCCGUUUGUUGAUAGCGGCGGACGCGUUUUCAGACCAACAGACGAUCGGAGAGGCUGCGAAAGCGAAAGCUCCCGUUAUUGCAUUCUGCAACACCGAUAACAGCCUUUCAUAUGUUGAUAUUGCCAUUGCGAUGAACAAUCGGUCACCCUCUGCGCUUGGCGCGGGCUUCUACUUGUUCGCCAAGAUCAUCAAUCAUAUAAAAAGGGGCGAUGAGAUCGAUGAUAACCUGAGGAAUGGAAUAGAGAGCUACAUUUACAGGGAUGCAAACGAACUUGAUGCACUUUACCAGGAGGCUAAGCGAGAGAAAGAGAGCGAUAUAUGCAUGCAGGAGGAGCCUAAACAUGUGGAACAAAGCACCACUGAGGAGUAAAUUUAUACUUUUUAAUCA
Molecule: messenger RNA, 744 nt
Organism: Vavraia culicis subsp. floridensis
Lineage: Eukaryota; Fungi; Microsporidia; Pleistophoridae
Product: ribosomal protein S2
Exons: 1
Coding region: 1-726 (241 amino acids)
Biological process (GO): cytoplasmic translation; ribosomal small subunit assembly
Cellular component (GO): 90S preribosome; ribosome; cytosolic small ribosomal subunit
Molecular function (GO): structural constituent of ribosome
Source: RefSeq, a predicted model, not a curated record